Molecule: messenger RNA, 6856 nt
Organism: Stegodyphus dumicola
Lineage: Eukaryota; Metazoa; Arthropoda; Arachnida; Araneae; Eresidae
Source: RefSeq, a predicted model, not a curated record
GAAGUGCUUGGUGAUAAUUAUUUAGAAGAACAUGCUGAAGCCAAGAAACAUAAAGUAAUGGCAAUAAAAGAUAUGUUUGUGAUUGAUACUUGUGGGGGACUUGGCAGUGAAAUUGAUAAUUCCAAAGAUUCUGAUAAAAAAACUUCUUCAGAAAAAGGAAUAAUUAAAAAAAAUGAUGAUUUGCAUCAUGAACCAAUUUUCAUCAGUUCUACUUUUCACAGUAAUGAUAAUUUGAAUGUCUCAAAUAAAGGACCAAGAGAAGUUACUUUGCGAAAAAGAAAACACAAAGAUUCAGAUGUAACUGAUGAUUCAGAUCACAGCACUGUUUCACACAGCAAAAUUCUCAAAAAGGAAAAGGCUGAACAAGCCUGUUUGAGUACUACUGGAAAGAAAUUAAAAUCACAAUGUAAGACAAAAACAGUUCUUCCACCUUGUGAUGCAAGAAAGGACAAAGUUGUUAUGAGACCUGAAAAUAAAACUGUUACCCUGGAAAGUGGCAUUUUUGUUCAAGCACCUACUUCAAAAGAAAAGCUUUUGAAAAAUAUUGUGAAAGAUAGUAAUGGUUUGUCUGAAGAGGAUUCCAUCAAUAAGAAUGAAAUUAUCAUGUUAAAGAAAAAAAAGAAAAAGAAAAAGAAAAUUUUGCAGGAUCAGAGUUCUAAUAAUGUUACUCUAAGUCAGGAACAGAAAAAAGAAAAGAAAAAGAUUUCAUUAGACCAGGGUUCUAAAUGUGAAGCCGGGAGUCAGAAGCAGAAAAAGGAAAAGAAAUCAUUACUUAGUAAGAAUGCUAAAAAUAUUAAACAAGCAGUUCAUAGAUUUCAUUAUGAAAGAGAUCCAGAAUAUGUUUCGUUUCUCCGUAAAGUUUUCGCAGAGGAGCAAACUGGUAUUGGUACAAAAGCAAAAAAUAAACCUGAAAGUCAUUGUCACUCAGAACCUAAUUUGUCUCUCCAUCAUAAACAAUCUCCUAAGAAAAUAAGUAAAAAGUCAGUACUGUCUGAUGAUCUUCCAUCAAAACAUAAUGUGCAUUUUAAAAAUACAGAAAUAAAACUCUCAAAUGAUAUUGAUGACAAAGUAAUAUGUCUUGGAGAAGUAACUGCUGAUUUAAAUAUUCAGUUACAAGGAACUCCUAAAAUGCCUCAAGAAUCAUGUUCUUCUAAAAUAUUAAAACAGAAAAAUUUUGAAAGCCUAAGUGUGCAGUGUGAUUCUGUACCAUCUCAUAGAGAUGCAGAAAAUGAGUGUUCUAAUAAAAUUACAUCAUUUGCAAAUACUACUACUAAAAAUCGGAAGCAGAAUUCUAUAAAGCCUAACUUAAAUUUACCCUUUGAUAACAAAGGAGAAACUGCUGAUGAUAUAGAUAAUUUUAGUAAUAAGAAGAAGGUUUCUUUUAAAAGAAAUAUUUGUAAAAAAUUUGAUAAAGUGUCAACAAAGUCGUUUAUAGGUUUAAAUAAUGACAAAGAAAGUGAAAGCAGUGCUGAUAAUGAAGAUUCUGAUGCAGUUGUUGAUCUAACUCAUGACGAUGAGUUUUCUGACGAAGAAAAUGAUAGUAUAGAAAAUACUAACUAUGAUGAUAAAAUUUCCUCAGCUGUUAAUAACACCACCUAUGAAAAACCAUGUGAUGAACCAGACAUAGGUUAUGAUAUCAAAUUUCCUGAUAGUGAUGAAGAAAAUGAAAGUAGCAGAGUAGCUAAAGAUAGUAUUAAGGCUUUGUUUACUGACGAAGAAAAUGAUAAUGAUGAUAAAAUUUCCUCGGCUAUUAGUAGCACCAUCUGUGAAAAGAAAUGUGAUGAGUUAGAUGCAGCUUAUGAUAUCAUAUUUCCUGAUAGUGAAGAAGUAAGUGAAAGUAGCAGAGAAGCUGAAGAUAAUUUUAAGAUUCAAUUUCUUGAUAAGGAAAAUGACAGUGAUGAAAAUACUGGAGAUAAUGAUAAAAUUUCCUCAGCUGUUAUUAGCAAUGUGUGUGAAAUGAAGUGUGAUGCACUCAUUGUAACUUGUGAUACCAAGGUCUUUAAUGCUGAUAAAGGAAAUGAAAACAACAAAGCUAUUGAAGAAACUAUUGCUAAAAUUGCAUUAAUUAAAGGUAGUGAUACUUCUAAAAAUUUAGAUAUUCCAUCUACAAAGACAAAUUUAAAUUUAGCUCAGUGUAAGGAAGAAAAUGAAAAUGAAGGUAUCAAUGGUAAUUUUGAAAUUUCAUUAAAUCUAGAUAUUAGUAAAGUAGCAAAUGAGUUGACUUCAGAACGUGAUAUAGAAUUAAAUAGUAAUAAAAGGAUUGAUAAUUCCCAUGAAAUUGCACAUGGUAUAAAUAAUAGCGCUUCUGAAAUAUAUGAUAAAUCUACUACAGACAAUUUAAAACUCAUUUAUUCUAAUGCCAAAAGUGAUGGUGAAUGCAGUGUAGAUAAUUCUUAUCAAACUGAAUCAAAUAUCUUCAAAAACAUUCCUGAAAAACUUGAUGAAGUAAUGGAGGAUGAUAAAGAAAACAAAAAGAACGAUCAUUUUAUUGACAGCUGUAAUAGAACUCUAUCAAAUGCAGAUGUUAGUGUACACGAAGAAAAUGAUCUGGGUAUUGCAUAUGAAAAUUGUGAAAAUAUUGCUAGCAGUACUUUGCAAAUGGAAUCUAUCAAUGUUUGUGAAAUUAAGUCUACUCAGGAUAAUGAAUUAACUAACAACUGUGAAAAAUGUAACAGUGGAGAAUAUAAUCAAGAUAUUUCUUAUGGCAAUGUGCUAACUACUAACAGUAAGAGUGUUAAAAAAAUUAAGGAACUGUCUUUAGAAUCCAGUGAAAUAUUUAUUGACAAUGAUAAGGAAGAUAAAAGUUAUGAAGGACUUGGAAAUAAUUUAGGUAGCGUUCCAUCAUGUGUAAUGUAUAGCAAUUGUAAAAGAUCUGAUGAGUCAGUUUUUAACAAUGAUGCUGAAAAAAACCAUCCUAAUGAGACAACUGAAGUUGGAGAUAAUCAAAUUUCAGCAAGCAAUAGCUGUAAAAGAUCUAAAAAACGGAGUGUAGAACAUUGCUUAGAGUUACCACAGGAUGCUGAAAAACGUGAUAGUAAAGAAGAUAGUUUUCAUUCAGAAAAAAAUUCAGUUAUUGACAAUAAUAUUUAUGAAAAAGAUGAUAUAUUUCCCCUAGAAUGUACUAUACAGCUAUCUCAUGCCACCAUUGAACAUAAUAAAAUUUCUAAUGAUAAUCUUCAUACAUUUGUAUCAGAGGUAAGCAGUAAUACUAAUAAAAGCUGUGAUGAAAAUGUGGAUGGAAAAGAAAUAGUCAAAGAUAAGUUCAGUUUAAUUGAAGUGAUCAGUAAUAAUACUUCUGAGGAUUUACAUGUUGAACAAAGCUUAACCAUAUCUGCAAAGGAAAAAACUUCCAAAGAAGAAUUAGAAAAUUAUUCUCAUAAAAAGUAUUCAGAUGUAGAUGAUGAUAUUAAGAAAACAGAAUGCCAAGAAGAUACAGAAAGUAAUUCUAAUGAACUUUCUUCUGUUACUAAUAGCAGUACUUGUGAUGAUAAAGCACAAAUGUUAUCUCAGAAAACAGAGACCAUUAUUCUUAAUAAAAGCAGCUAUAAUAAUAUUGCGAUUACAUUACCUGAAGAAACAAAAGAUUUAGAUGCUACAUAUGACAAAGUAGACAGUAUUAAGUGUAGUGAAAUUAAUAAAUUUGAAAUUGAAACUGUCAGUUCAAAUGAUGAAUCUAAAUGUGAUUUAAAACUUGAAGAAUCAGUAACAACAGAUAAACAAAGUACUGAGGCCAUGCAUUCACCACUUCCUGUAUCUCCAGAAAAGUCUCAGGGUCUCACAAAUGCUUCUGAUCUGAAAGUUUUAAAUGAGUUCACUCCUAGACGUUCAUCUAGACUGACAUCCAGGAAGAAUUCAGAUAAAAACAGAGUAUCUACUGAAUGUAGUUCCAUUCCAUUACAGAAUGAAUAUAAUAUGGCAACAUUAGAUGCCCAUAAUUCUGCUGUUGUUAUUCCCAAAGACAAAACAGUUGGUAAUGAAAUUAGUUCCAGUUCUGUGUUCAAUUUGGAUAAUUCUUCGAAUAUAAAAUGCAAUACUGAAUUUCACAAAACUGGUUUUGAAACUGAGACAACAACUCCAAGUAGCAAUAUUGCUAUUGCCAUAUUAUUACCUGAAGAAACAAAAAUUGUAGAUGCCACAUAUAAUAAAGUAGACAGUGUUAAGUGCAGUGAAACUAACAGGCUUGAGAUGAAAACUGUCAGCUCAAAUGAUGACUCUAAAUGUGAUUUGAAACUUGAAAAAUCAGUAUCAACAGAUAAACAAAGUACUGAAGCCAUGCAUUUACCACUUCCUGUAACUCCAGAAAAGUCUCAUGGUCUCACAAAUGCUUCUGAUCUGAAAGUUUUAAAUGAUUUUACUCAAAGUAGCAAUAUUGCUAUUGCCAUUUCAUUACCUGAAGAAACAAAAGAUGUAGAUGCUACAUAUAACAAAGUAGACAGUAUUAAGUGCAGUGAAACUAGCAAGCUUAAGGUGAAAACUAUCAGCUUGAAUGAUGAAUCUAAAUGUGAUUUAAAACUUGAAGAAUCAGUAACAACAGAUAAGGAAAGUACUGAAACUAUGCAUUUACCAAUUCCUGUAACUCCAGAAAAGUGUCAGAGUGUCACAAGUGCUUCUGAUCUGAAAGUUUUAAAUGAUUUUACUCAAAGUAGCAAUACUGAUAUUGCCAUUUCGUUACCUGAAGAAACAAAAGUUGUAGAUGCUACAUAUAAUAAAGUAGAGAGAGUUAAGUGCAGUGAAACUAACAAGCUUGAGAUGAAAACUGUCAGUUCAAAUGAGGAAUCUAAAUGUGAUUUAAAACUUGAAGAAUCAGUAACAACAGAUAAACAAAGUACUGAGGCCAUGCAUUUACCACUUCCUGUAACUCCAGAAAAAACUCAGGGUCUCACAAAUGCUUCUGAUAUGAAAGUUUUAAAUGAGUUCACUCCUAGACGUUCAUCCAGACUGACACUGAGGAAGAAUUCAGAUAAAAACAGAGUAUCUACUGAAUGUAAAGCCAUUUCAAAAGAACCAUUACAGAAUGAAGAUAAUAUGGCAACACUAGAUGCUAGUGGUUCUGCUGUUGUUCCCAAAGAUGAAACAGUCAAUGAAAUUAGUUCCAGUUCUCUAAUCAAUUUGGAUAAAUCUUCAAAUGUAAAAUGCAGUAUAGAAUUUAAUGAAAGUCAUUUUAAAAUAGAGACAGCACCUCAAAAUGUAACACCUACCAUUAAUUCUUCCCAUUCAGGCUCAGAAUUUGUUUCUGAAAAUAUAGAAACUGAAAAAAAUAGUAAAAUUAACUCUCCUAAAAAGAGUGCUGUUGACUCUACUUUUCCAUCAUCUUGUGAAAAAAAGGAAUUUUUAUCCUUUUCUGAUAUUUCAAAUGAUAGUCGUGAAAUACAGAUUGCUAAAAGUGAGAGUGAAGUUUCUGAUGAUAAGUGUAAAUAUUCUGAUACACUUUUCUCAAAUAUUAAUUCAGAAAAUAAUAAACAAUUAUAUUUUUCAUAUCGUAAUACACAUAAUAAUCCAAAUGAUGGUAUUGUCGAGAACUUAGAACUUGAGACAAUAGAUGAGAAUGUCACUGAUGAAUCUAGCAAUUUUAAAGAAAGUGACGAUGAAAUUUUAAGUAGUUGUUCAGAGACUCUAGAGAAAGAAAAUUUUAUUGAACUUGAAGACGCAAAAAGUAACAGUAUUGUAAAAAUGUUAGAUUCGCCUUGUUCAGAAAAUGCAGCUCUAAAGUCUGAAGACAGGGAAAAUGACUUUGUGCCAAAAGACAAUAAAAAUCCUGUGUGUACAGUUGAAACAGAAAUAUUUAAUGCUGAAGAUAAAAACCUGAUUGUUCCUGAAUGUAAUAUUAAGCAAGAAGCAUUGACAUCCAAAACUGAACAUGUGGAGAUCUCUAUACCUAAACCUUGUUCUGUUGUCCUUGAUGAAACGUUUACCAAAUGUUUGAAGGAUUAUAAUUUGAAUGAUUGUUUGAAAAACACCUCUGAAGUAGUACAGUCUGCAGAUGUAUCUGAGGUGCUUUCUGUGCAGGAUUCUUUGGAAGUAUCAAAAGUAAAACAAUCAACUAGCUCAAGCAAGGAAAUAAGUAGUGAUAUAAGCAAAACUGCACCAUCUGUAGAGGACACCAUUAAUGUUUUAAGUAACAUUGAAAAAAAUUGUAAGGAGUGGGUUUUACCAGAAGUUGAGAUUUCUCCUUGCAAAUUAUCUAAAUUAGACAAUCAUAAUAGUGCAGGAUUUGAUGAGGGUAAUUCAUCUGUGGAAAACUCCGUAGUGAAAAGCUCUGCAGUAAAAGGUUAUCAAACGAGAUUAAGAAAGAAAACUGUCAAGGGCUCUGUUGUAGAAUCAGGAAAAAAUGCAUCUGAUGAUAAGAAAUCUAAAUCAAAGCAUAGUUUAGCCCCAAAUCCCGUUAGACGUUCUCUAAGACCACAAAGGGUUGAUUCAAGUUCAAAUUUAGCAAAUGAUUUAAGUGAGCUACAUUUAGAAUCGCCUAAGAGCAGAAGAAAAAACAGAACUGUAUGUGCUGAAAAAAGUGAAUUACAGAAAGUUCUGGACACUACUGCUGCUAUUCAUUCUGAAGAAUCAGAAGACAGUUUGAGAACAAAAGGUAAGCGAGAAGAAACUGAUCCUCUGAAAUCUGAUGGUACUCAGAAAUCAGAAGAUGCAGUAGAACCUAGGAAAACAAGAAGGCAGAAAUCAUCUGUUCCUACCAGUUACAAUCUGCGAGCCAGAUCAUCAUUGGUUCUACCUGGAAAGUUAAAACUUUGAUGUCAGUUAUGAAAAAAAUGUGUAAAAUAAUGUAAUUUUCAAUAUUGUAAAAUAAAAUUGUUUUCAAAAGCUUUGUAAAAUGAAGAAAGCAAUUAAAAUCUCAUAUUUUACUUCA